GAUGACACUCAUCACUAUAAGCUUUUUCUUACAUAAUGUUUUGUCCCUAUUUUGUUUGUAGGUACAGGGCCUAUAUGAUUGGUGGUAGGUACCAGGGUAGCGAAAUUUCUUCUUUUUCUAGCUGUGAUGCAAAGCCAAGCAAUACUGUGUGUGGGUGGUCACCUGCACCAUCCCAUACCUCAACCUGCCACAAGAAGUGGGACUACAUGAAGAUCUUCGCCUGCAUCAACUUCGCUGACUUCGUGCUGCCAUAGAGGAUCACUUCGGCGGGCUGGAGCCCCUUGAGCCGGAGAUCACGUCGCCGUUGAGCUCGAGGUCCAAGUCAUGGCGGAGGAGGAAGGGAAGGUGCUUGCGCGCAAUACGCGACGAGGAGAAGCUGUGGAGCUGGGCCCUGAUGCCAGCGAGGCUGCUGGCGGUGGGCUGUCCGCCAUACCUAUCGCUGUGUCGUGGCCAUGGCCGGGAAGAAGAGUUGGAUGGCCCACCUGUUUGGGAGAGAAAGAGAGAGGACAAUAUAGAAGGAUAAAAGCUAAUGUGUGAACUGGCGCCACGUCGUAUGGGUGAUGUGGACCAAAACUGGGUGGUAUCCGAGGGGGCUAAUCUGCACGGUUUAAAUAGUUAGUUUGUGCAGGAUGUCCGGUUUUGUAGUUCCGAUCGUGGUAGUUCAAUCCUGAUCGUGGUAGUUCAGUGUUGAAAAACGAACUUUAACCUUACUAUAAUAACUAUGUUACAUAUCUUUUGUGUGAAAUAUAUAUUUUUUAUUUUAGAUUAUGGAUCAUGUGUUGUUUUUUAUGUUUCAAAUUUAUUCGUGGCGUUAGCACAGUCAUGCUUACUAGUAUAUAGGAGUUCCUCAAUAGGACUGCUAAAUAGGCUUCCACUUUUAAUCCAUACAAGUAAAGAGGAACCCAAGAAACUGAUCAGAUCGGAAGGACGAAAAACAAUGACUUGUAUAUAAUAUUUAAUGCAUGGGGGUAAAUGAUAUUGUAAUUAAUGUGCUCUAUGAUAUACCGCUAGUAUUUUUUUUGGGAAAAACAGUGACUAUAGUCGAAUAUCAAAUGCAUCCAUGAGGGACCUUGAUGCGAUGCACACAAACAAAAAAAAUGGGUCUCUUUUACAUGAUUUACUUGCAUGAUAUGCAGUCAAAGUGUUGUGUGAGUGUAGCUUGGCUGAACUUUGUUUUUGAACUGAAUACAUACAUUUUGUCGGUACAAGUAUAUAGGCGGCGAUGCCGCCAGCCUCAAUAAUGAUUAUACCGUUGAAUGCGAGUUAGAUAUGAUCUGAACUAGGUAGACCUUAGCUAGUAAUUAUACUAACUCAAAACUAGCAAACAGAACAACCUAAUAAAACCUUAGAAAAGAGAAAGUUCACGGCAAGAGCAACUAGCUAGCUAAGUAUACGUGCUCGCAGCGUUGAAGUGCAAGACAUGAUUGCCACGUUCGCUAGCUGCUUCUGUGUCACCGGAAAUUGAACAUAGGUCUCAAUAAUGAUCGUCCCUCGUGCAUGAACCUCCGACUGAACAUGCUGAAUUGCUGAUUAUAGUCUAUAACUGGCAUGAAUAAACGAGUUUACUAACUAAUCGCAGUUGGCCGCCGUUGCUAAUGACUUCUCUCUCUCAUCUCAUUGAUAGGCACUAACGCACUAUAUAUACCAGCCUAGUUUCCUGGGAGAUCUCACACACACACACAGCACAGGGACUGGGGUCGAUCUGGAUAUAGCUAGAUCACCAGCAAAAAAGCUAGCCAAACCUUCGCAUCUCCAUUUCUGCGAGAAAAUGAAGGUGUCCGCUGUUGUUCUGGUGCUGGGGGCCUUCCAGGCCGCCGCCGCCGCCAUGGUGCAGGCGACGGCGCCGCGCACCCCGACGGUCGGCUACUACAACGACAAAUGCAACGGCAGCGUUGAGGGUAUCGUCAGAGAUACCGUCAAGGCGGCCCUCAACGCCGACAUUACCAAGGGUGCUGCACUUGUCAGGCUGUUCUUCCAUGACUGCUUCGUCAGGGGUUGCGAUGGUUCUGUCCUUCUGGAUCCGACGUACGCAAAUCCCUAUCCAGAAAAGACGUCUGGCGCCAACAUCGGUCUCCGAGGCUUCGACGUGAUCGACGCCAUCAAGGCCAACCUGGAGAGCGCCUGCCCCAGCACCGUCUCCUGCGCCGACAUCCUCGCGUUCGCGGCCCGCGACGCGUCGAGGUACCUCAGCAACGGCGGCAUCGACUACGCCGUCCCGGCCGGCCGCCUGGACGGCGUCGUCUCGUCGGCCACGGACGCCGAGAACAACCUCCCGGGCUCCACGUUCGACGUCGCCAAGCUCAUCAGCAACUUCGCCGCCAAGGGCUUCACCCCCGAGGAGCUGGUCAUCCUCUCCGGCGCGCACUCCAUCGGCCGCGCGCACUGCUCCUCCUUCCGCGACCGCCUCUCCGCGCCGUCCGGCGAGAUCAACCCCUACUUCCGCGACAACGUCCUCGCCAAGGACUGCGGCGCCGGGCCGGCGGCGGACCCGACGGUGGAGAACAACAUCCGCGACCAGAACGCGACGGCGCUGGGGAACCUGACGAGCUACGUCGUGCCGGCCAGCGGCGGCGCGUCCCUGGACAACAGCUACUACAUCAACAACCUCAACAACCUGGUGCUGUUCCACUCCGACUGGGCGAUCGUCGGCAGCAACGCGACGAUGCGGCACGUCCACGAGUACGCCGACAACGGGACGCUGUGGAACCUCGACUUCGCCGACGCGCUGGUCAAGCUGAGCAAGCUGGCCAUGCCGCCGGGGAGCACCGGGGAGAUCAGGAAGACGUGCCGUGCCACUAACUACUGAUCACCACGGCACCACCGACGGGGCUAUGCUACAUCUGCGGAUGGCAAAAAAACGUUAAUAUUUGAAUUAAUUGCUGAAGAAACAACGUUACGUUCAUGUAUCUCUUGCAGGAGGUAGUUCAUAGUUGGGUAAUUUUUCUGCAUUCAAGGUUGCAUGAUUUUUGUUUUGUUCAUUCAGUUUUGCUGAUAAUUGGUGGUGUGUUUUGUAAUUUGUACCUACAUCUGUCGAUUUUUUUUUAAAAAAUAUUUAUUGUCAA
Messenger RNA from Panicum virgatum (switchgrass), 3062 nucleotides. RefSeq names its product peroxidase 2-like. Gene Ontology annotation, cellular component: plant-type cell wall; plasmodesma. NCBI's taxonomy places the organism in Eukaryota, Viridiplantae, Streptophyta, Magnoliopsida, Poales, Poaceae. The coding region runs from base 1769 to 2806 and encodes 345 amino acids. Gene Ontology annotation, molecular function: peroxidase activity; heme binding. Gene Ontology annotation, biological process: response to oxidative stress; hydrogen peroxide catabolic process. The transcript is spliced from 3 exons. The record is from RefSeq and is a predicted model, not a curated record.